Quercus lobata is the source of this 489-nucleotide messenger RNA. RefSeq lists its product as uncharacterized. Bases 1 to 489 code for a protein of 162 amino acids. NCBI's taxonomy places the organism in Eukaryota, Viridiplantae, Streptophyta, Magnoliopsida, Fagales, Fagaceae. The record is from RefSeq and is a predicted model, not a curated record. The transcript has a single exon.
AUGGCCUUGAAACUGGACAUGAGCAAAGCUUAUGAUCAAGUUGAAUGGAAUUUUUUGGAAAAAUUGAUGAUGAAGAUGGGCUUUAAUGAAAGAUGGGUGGGAUUGAUUAUGACUUGUGUAAAAACUGUGACUUAUUCUGUGUUGGUCAAUGGUGAACCUAAAGGGCUUAUUACUCUGUCAAGAGGGCUUAGACAAGGAGACCCCCUCUCCUCCUUUCUAUUUCUUCUUUGCACGGGGGGCCUACAUGGUCUCAUCCGACAAGAUGCAAAUAGUGGUGACAUUACUAGCUUUGCACUUUGUAGACGAGGGCCUAAACUCACUCACCUAUUUUUUGCAGAUGAUAGCCUUUUGUUUUGCAGAGCAACCCCUAGGGAGUGUGACAAGGUGAUGGACUUACUUUCCAAUUAUAAGAAUGUGUCUGGUCAAAAGGUGAAUAGGGACAAAACGACACUCUUUUUUAAUGGAACAGUUGAUGAAGGAUCAAGGUAG